CUGCUUGGAGUGCUAGUGAUAAGCAAGCAAUUUCAAAUUGUUUGGGAAAAUCAGUUUAUAUAUAUAUAAGCGCGUUCAUUUAGAAUGAUUUGAGGUCUCUGCCUUUUUUUUAUAUCAUGACAUCGAAUACUGGAAUAGAAAACUUAUUUUAUCACAGCAGAUUUCCCAAUGGAUUGGCACUACUCCCUCUGCCAUUUUACCUUCCUCUUGGAAUAGUUGUCAUGGUAAUAAGGAUAUUUUUCAUCGCCCAGUUAUAUGUGGUGUUAUUAAUAGUGCCGAAAUCAUGGAUGAUAAGACGAUUGCUGUUACGUGUAUCUGGUGCCAUGUCCGGUUUGAUUGUAACUCAGCAAGGAGUGGAAUUAGUUCAUAGACAGGAAUGUAAAAUGAUUGUAUCAAAUCACCUAAGUCCUAUGGACAGUUUGGCUUUUGAAUCUAUUUUACCAUGUUUCAUGGAUGCUGUAAGAAACCACAUACCAACAUUCCUGAGAUGGAUAUUAAAAUAUGAUGAAGUUGAACAAGGCGACCCUGUUCCUUCGCUUGUUUUUCCAGAAGGAGCCACCACUAAUGGAACCCAAGGACUUCUUAAGUUUAGUGCAAUGCCAUUUGAUGAAAAGAAUGAACGGUUUGUGGUGGCAACAAUUACUAUAUCAAGACCAUAUUUUGUACAAAUUUCUCCGUCCGUUCUUGGCAGUUAUUGGUGGAGUGAUUUUCUUUGGCUAAUAUUCACACCCUACACUCAUAUGAAAAUAAGGUUUUUUGAGCCACCCAAGAGAAAAGACAAUGAAAGCAAAGAAGAUUAUAGUGUUGCAGUUCAGAAUUUUAUGGCAGAGAAACUUGGUAUAACCUCCACAAAAUUUGAUGCAAAAGAGAAAGCAGAGUAUACAAAAAGAUAUUUUCUUGAACAAAGUCAGCGACUAAAAGACUUUUGCAAGUGCUAUGUCACAUCAUCAAGAACGGGAUGGUUUUGAUAGUACGUAGAGUCCAUGGCUUCUCAAGUGAAAAAUGUUUUACCACAGGUGCCAAUGUCAGUCAUAAGGAAAAAUAUAAAAAUAACAAAGUGUGUUGACACCAGCAUAACAAAUUUCUUGGAAGGAAAAGUGUCGUACACACCUGAACAAAUAGAAAAGACAAGCUCACCAAGCAAUAGUAGCAGUAAACCUGCUGAUAAUUCAUUCGGAAAAGACUCAAAGGAAAGGCAUUUAUCAUUUCAAGAGAGAAAAAAGGCAUUUAUUGCUGCCGCCAGAGAGAACUAUCUUGCUAAGCAUGGUCUGCCCAAGAGAACAGAACAAUGACGUGUUAUGUUGGUGGAUUAUGGACUUCCUAUGGAUUUAACAUGUGCCAUCUUUGUUGGUUUAGCCAACAGGUACCAUGGAAGAAUCAAUGGUGAAUUAUUUAUAUAAUCGCUUGUCUAAGAAAUCCAAUGUUUUAUUGAUGUACUAGAUUAAUAUUAAAACAUCAAAACAUGUUGGUUA
Messenger RNA from Xenia sp. Carnegie-2017, 1472 nucleotides. Its product is annotated as lipid droplet-regulating VLDL assembly factor AUP1-like. The record is from RefSeq and is a predicted model, not a curated record. Gene Ontology annotation, molecular function: protein binding. Lineage: Eukaryota; Metazoa; Cnidaria; Anthozoa; Malacalcyonacea; Xeniidae. Gene Ontology annotation, cellular component: membrane.